Molecule: messenger RNA, 282 nt
Organism: Gamsiella multidivaricata
Lineage: Eukaryota; Fungi; Mortierellomycota; Mortierellomycetes; Mortierellales; Mortierellaceae
Exons: 1
Coding region: 5-208 (67 amino acids)
Source: RefSeq, a predicted model, not a curated record
AUAGAUGCCGCCUCAACAUUUACGUCCUUCUACCAGCUCUAGUGUCGGCCUGCUUAUCCUGGUCCACUUCGGCGUCCUUCUUAAUGUCCUCCUUACGCAACAGUAUCACCUUAUAGCAGUAGUUGUCCAAUCGUCUGCGGCUCUUCCACUUCUAAGUCAUGUCAAUGCCCUCAAUUAUAAUCUUGAGUACACUACGUUUUCACGGUAAGCUUGGACCUGCUUCGACGUCGCUAUAAAGUGGAUUCCUUUAGGAAAGUGGUUGUAUGUCUCGCGGAUUUCAGG